Molecule: messenger RNA, 1986 nt
Organism: Haplochromis burtoni (Burton's mouthbrooder)
Lineage: Eukaryota; Metazoa; Chordata; Actinopteri; Cichliformes; Cichlidae
Product: hydroxysteroid 11-beta-dehydrogenase 1-like protein
Exons: 6
Coding region: 113-976 (287 amino acids)
Cellular component (GO): intracellular membrane-bounded organelle
Molecular function (GO): oxidoreductase activity
Source: RefSeq, a predicted model, not a curated record
AGAAAUAGUGGGCUGCAUAAAAUGCGCUUAGUUUUCUCAAACUGGGAUUGUGAAAGUUGGCAGAAACUUCUAAAGCUUAGCAUUUCCGAUCAGUUGCUACCAAACUGCCAUAAUGGGCGCUGUCACAAAAAUUCUUUUAGCUAGUAUAUGUGUUGCUUUCCUGGCUGCCAAAUGGACUUCACCCAGAUUUGAUGCUGAUUCUCUCAAAGGGGCUAGGGUACUGGUGACUGGGGCCAGUACAGGUAUUGGUGAACAAAUGGCGUAUCAUUACGCCCGCUUUGGAGCCAAAAUUGUUAUCACAGCAAGGAGGGAGAAAGUCUUACAGCAGGUAGUAGAAAAAUGUCUGAGUUUAGGAGCCCAGAAAGCUUUUUAUAUAGCAGCAGACAUGGCGAAUGAGGCUGACCCUGACAAAGUGGUGGAUUAUGCUCUGGAGAAGCUGGGAGGUUUGGAUUACCUGGUCCUCAAUCACAUUGGGCCUAGCCCCUUCAGCAUGUGGAAGGGAGAUGUGGAUCACACCAAAUGGCUGAUGAAGGUCAAUUUCUUCAGCUAUAUUCAGAUGGCCUGGAAAGCUUUGCCCUCCCUUGAGCAAAAUAAAGGAUCGCUGGUUGUUGUCUCAUCGCUCUUAGGUAAAAUAAAUUCUCCUUUUGUGGCGCCAUAUUCCUCAACCAAAUUUGCCUUGAACGGGUUCUUUGGGUCUCUUCAUCAUGAGCUGGCUAUGAAGAAGAGCAACGUGUCCAUCUCUGUCUGCACACUCGGUCUCAUUGAUACCGACUCAGCUAUGGAGAAAGUCCGGGGCGUCACUGAUGUACCAGCCUACCCCGCCACAGAUGCUGCAUUGAACAUCAUCAUUACGGGAUCUACAAGGCAGCCAGAGCUUUUCUACCCUUGGUUCACAUACUUUAUAGCUAUCACCAAAGACUGGUUUCCUUCUGUCACAGAUUAUAUGAUCCAGAACUCCUACAACUACAUCCCAUGAAGAGCAUUUAUUCAGCACAACUGAAGCACAAUUAUACAUGUUCCUAAUUAUAAAUAUCAACAUUUAAUUUGGAUUUUGGCCUAGCUCUUUGACAUUUUGCGGGAACAUUUCUGACAUUUCAGUUUCCACUUUUCUCAUCAUUUCUUUGAGAACAGUCCAGUAAUAAAAUGUAUACAGAUAGAAAAGCUCAGGACUUGGGAUUUUACUUUUUAGGCUACUAUUUUAACAUUUUAGACAUUAGUGUCUGUGUCAAUAGUACAGCCACUGCUGUCCAAACAUUAUUGCACUAGUACUUGAAAACUCAGAAGAAAAAAGUCUGAUUUACUACUGAUAAGACAACCUCACCCCUCCAUUCAGCCCUCCCACACACAGACACAAUACCUCACAUGAGAUUUGGUUAUGAAAUAAAUGAAUACGUUUCGUGUUGCUGCUGUUGCUGCUGAUAAUGAACACAAAAAAAUAAACCAGCUUCCUCCUGACAUGUUUGUUGGUGUUAAUUGUGGUUAAUGAAGGGAAGGAAAGGUAGAUCAUAAUAACAGACCACAUAAGUCAUCCAUAGUCUGACAGAAAUAUCUUUUUACCAUAAAAUGCAGUUUAGCAUAUUCCAGGUCAGUACAGCUUAGUGGAGAAGAGCAGUCAGGAAGCUACUUGGGUGACACAAUAGAGAAGCCCAAAGCAAACAAAGUCAAGAAUGUGAAAUAACGUGAGGUAUGAUAAUGCACAUAAAAGCAAAUGGAAAAAAAUGGUUUUUUUGCCAGUGAAAUAUUUGUUCUGCACCUUAAAGGUAUGAAGACCUAAUAACUUUAAAUUUAGAUUUUUUCUUGUAUGUGCUAACCCCAAUGCCACUAUUAGUGUUUAAUUAUGGAGCUACAAAAAUGUUAGCCUCCUAUUGCAAUUGUCUGCUUUGACUGACAGCCACAGGCACAACUAAACCUAGGUCAUUUAUACUACGCCAAAUCACAACAACAGUCAAUAAGGCACUUUAUAUUGUAAGGUAGACCCUACAAUAA